AGCUUCUCCAACUGCUUACCAAAGUACUAGGUAAGUAAGUAUGUACUAGGUAGGUACUUAUUCAAUUUAAAGACAAACAAUGGAAGGUAUAUAUUCUCACACUUUGAUGGAAAUUGGGCUGCACUCAAAGCAACCAACUGUAGCAGCUACCCUCCACAAGUUAAUGCAAGGUCGCAGCGUUAUGGUCCCUCUGCAGAGGCAUCAUGGCCUGGUACAAUGACAACAAGGCUCUAGACGCUUCACUCUAUCAAUAUGAAUGACUUGACCGAAAGUUAGACUCGCACAAAAGAGAAAAUGGGUGUAUUGGUGUCGUAGGAGGUUUCUAUGCAUAUUAUUACAUGAGACUUAGUAUUACACAUCCCGUUGCUGUUCGAAGACAUAUUGUAUGUACCUAUUCACCUACCUAUUGAGCCUCCAUUUUAUCGCGACAGUAAGAAAUAGCGACUACCCCCCCCCUCACCUUGACCACGAGCCUUCUCUGCAUCUUUACUCUAUCAUACCCAAGAUUAAGUUUGACAACAAUAGAGAUCAUGGAUCAGUUACCGCCGUCGCCCCAUCCCUCUAUUAUCACUACUGGCUUAAUCGUCAUCUCGAUUCUCUUUCCAAUUAUAUCGGCGCUCUCAGUCGCGCUUCGUAUAUUAGCCCACCGGAAGUCUCAUCAGCCACUUCAUGCGGAUGACUAUUGGGUCAUUGGCUCCUGGUUCUUAACUCUGGUCCUUAGUAUCUUGGUUUGGGUCUAUGCUGCUAAGUCCGGAAUCAAUUACUACAAUGUCGAUUUUCUCACCGGAACGGAAUAUUCCCUGGAGUUGAUUUUCAUUUCGUCUUGUUACGUCCAAUUCCCUCUCGCAGCAGUCAAGAUUGCUGUACUUAUUUUCUACAAGCGCAUAUUUUCGACCCGGAUAUUUAAGAGAUGCGUGUGGGUAGCAAUUGGCAUCGUUGGUCUCUGGUGCCUCGUUUUUUUCUUUGUUAUCUUCCUCGAACUCGACCCUAUCACAUUUCCUCUUACUACGGUACGUUUUCGAUUCGACUCAACAGCUCUAGGACUCGGACAGGUGGCCAGCAGCUUCACGCUGGACCUUAUUGUCCUGUGUCUCCCCUUGCCAGUGAUAUCACGGCUCAAUAUGAAGUCGGAGCGCAAGAUUGCCCUAAUUUUGAUUUUCUGGCUUGGGGCCUUCUGUGUGGUGGCCGCUAUCGUACGUACCGUGUUACUUGACCAGUCUAUUCGUUCGGUAGUCUCAUCAAGAGAUCAAGUCGCUAGCCAGUCUAAACAAUACAUCUUCAUGGUGCUUGAGCCUAAUUGCUCCAUCCUAGCCUCAUGCCUACCCACAUACGGACCUUUGGUAGCUGGAGGUCGUGCACCCGAGUCCAUUGUCCGCAGCGUGCGAAGCAUUUUGAGUCUGGCAAGCAAUAACUCGAACCAUACUCGUAAGAGUUCUCGGGGAUCAGCUCCUAAUGUGCCACGGGAUAACAACGCAGCCGAGUCACAGGUUGAGCUGCAGGAUUUCGAGAACUGGCCAGACAAGAGACAACAGGAAGCAUCGGUAUCCAGCAAAGUCAGCGAUGAUGCACCACUGACUAUGGUCCCGCCAAUUCAUCAAAAUGAAAUUUCUGUCACAAACGAAGUGUUGGUAUACAGAGAGUAGGUACCUAUCUAGGUAUUCUACAACGUCUUUACGGGUGUAUAAGGUACUAGAAGAACAGGAUCUAUACCACAGCGUCAAUCGCUGGGUAGAUAGAACGAUUUCAAAUUAUAAUAAGGAUACGGUUGGAGGGUAACGUUUCUUUUCAGAAUGAUUUUCUGGGCUAUAACGCUUUCUUGCAACGCAAAUGGCUUUAAUAUAAUGUAUUUUGGUUGGUUGGAGUAGCUGGUAGGUGGGUAAAAGGUAUGAAGGAAUUUUUAAAAAACCUAUAGUUUUAAAAAGGGUAGGGCUCGAGCUUAGACCUUUCCGUAAUAUGUGUACCUGAGUUAAAAAGUCUUGGUAGGGUGGCCAGUCC
This is a messenger RNA of Annulohypoxylon maeteangense, 1995 nucleotides long. RefSeq lists its product as uncharacterized. The record is from RefSeq and is a predicted model, not a curated record. The coding region runs from base 531 to 1643 and encodes 370 amino acids. The transcript has 4 exons. NCBI's taxonomy places the organism in Eukaryota, Fungi, Ascomycota, Sordariomycetes, Xylariales, Hypoxylaceae.